Molecule: messenger RNA, 720 nt
Organism: Colletotrichum orchidophilum
Lineage: Eukaryota; Fungi; Ascomycota; Sordariomycetes; Glomerellales; Glomerellaceae
Product: thermoresistant glucokinase family carbohydrate kinase
Exons: 2
Coding region: 1-720 (239 amino acids)
Cellular component (GO): cytoplasm
Molecular function (GO): gluconokinase activity
Source: RefSeq, a predicted model, not a curated record
AUGCUUUCCUACGACUCCCCGAUGCCUGUAAAUGGACAAACUCCCAAAUCACCUUCGGGGCUCACGAAUGGCGUGCAACAAGCCGUCGCAACCAAGACACAGUCUAGAGUCACGAGUCUUCCGACUUCCGCAAACAACGGCGCCCACGUCAACGGACCUCUCGAAACCAAAUAUCAUCACAUCUGGCUAGUUACUGGCCCUGCUGGUUGCGGCAAGACGACUGUUGCCGAGUACCUCGCCCAAGCUCUGAAGCUGCCCUACAUUGAGGGUGACAGUUUCCACCCUCAAGCGAAUAUCGAAAAGAUGGGCAACGGCAUUCCUCUGACCGACGCCGACCGUUGGGACUGGCUCGUUGCCCUGCGCGAAGAGUCUCGCCACCAGUUGGCCGCCGGCUCAGACGGAGUUGUCCUCACUUGCUCGGCUCUGAAGCGCAAGUACAGAGACGUGAUCCGCGUUGCUGGAUACUACGACCGUUCGAUUCUCAUUCACUUCAUUUACCUGUCGGCCUCCGAAGACGUGCUAGUCCAGCGUGUCACGGCUCGCAGUGCUGCUACCAACCACUACAUGGGCGCCAACAUGGUUCGCAGCCAGUUUCAGUCCCUCGAGCCUCCCAUGGACGACGAAACCGACGUCAUUAGCCUCGAUGUCAGCGGCUCCCUCGAAGAAGUCAAGCAUGACGCCUUAGCCAGCGUCAAGGCUGCGAUGGAAGAAGAGGCAUGA